AAUAACGUGAAUAUCAGGAGCAGUGCAAUGAUCGUUUGGUUUCAGUGGUAAAAAUAUCAUUUUUUAAAAUGAUUUCGAUGUGUAGAGUAGUGAUAAUGACGACGCUUUGCGUGUAUACAUCAGAGGCAACAUGGCUCAGUGACAUGACUUCUCCGAAGGGGUGGCAAUUUGGAGAAGGGAUGGUUUUUCAUCUUCAAGACACGAAAGUGAAAAAUAACUCUUUAUUAGAGAGGAUUGCUAUCAGAUUUGACUUUGGAAACGUAGGUGUUAGUGCUACGCAAAAGCCCGAAAAUGAAGCUAUCGAGUUGGACUUUUACGUGAAGGAAAGAGAAGAAGGAAGAAGUAAAAAGAUGGGUAACAUGAUGAUUCCCUACCUGUUAGGUGCUGUUAAAGCUGGUGUCAUGACUAUGGCACUUGGUACUUUGAAAAUAUUGGCUAUGAAAUCCCUUGUAUUAGCUAAAGCAGCUCUGAUAAUGACUCUUCUCAUUCUCGGUUUGAAAUUUCUGAAACAAGAACAGGAGCCGGCAAAAUACGUAGAAGUUAGUCCUCCUGGAACAUAUGAGUUCUACCCCUCACAGGACUAUGGAGGUUAUGGUGAUGCUGACAGCUACAGCGCCAAUAUGAAUUCAUACGUACCGUAUAGCGGAUACCCACUAAGUGCGGCUGGAUCGACAUUGAACUACGCAACAAUAGAAGUACCUGGCAAUGACACGCUACCACUACUGCAGGUGCUACCAGGAACCAAGCGGCAUGAUCAAAACCGGAGGAAGGUCACACCAUCGAUCUUGACCAUACGACGGUACAGUAAACCUGAUGCAGGAGUCAUUUAGGGGGAAGAGGAGCAAAGCAUUGAUUACCUGAAUUUUUUUUUUCAAAAAUAUUUUGUCUGUCCCACUGAGAAGUGUAGGAGUGGAAUGAAUAUGCAGAUAUGUAGGAAAUAGUUCAAUGAUUAUACCUAUGAAUGUAAAGAAAACAAAUAACUAGUUAUUUAA
This is a messenger RNA of Leptinotarsa decemlineata (Colorado potato beetle), 992 nucleotides long. RefSeq lists its product as uncharacterized. Gene Ontology annotation, cellular component: membrane. Lineage: Eukaryota; Metazoa; Arthropoda; Insecta; Coleoptera; Chrysomelidae. The record is from RefSeq and is a predicted model, not a curated record.